Megalopta genalis is the source of this 3085-nucleotide messenger RNA. RefSeq names its product histone cell cycle regulator-like protein (gene Hira). NCBI's taxonomy places the organism in Eukaryota, Metazoa, Arthropoda, Insecta, Hymenoptera, Halictidae. Gene Ontology annotation, cellular component: HIR complex; chromatin; nucleus. Gene Ontology annotation, biological process: DNA-templated transcription; chromatin remodeling; regulation of DNA-templated transcription. The record is from RefSeq and is a predicted model, not a curated record. Gene Ontology annotation, molecular function: protein binding; nucleosome binding.
GAACUGUAAAAAUAAAAUACUCUACCCAUACUAUACUUGUUUACGACAAACAUAAUAAAAGAGAAGUCAGAAUAUUUGUUCAUUUGUGUAUUGAAGUGGAAACUCUGGUUUCUAUGAAGACACUUAGUAGUCGCGGUGAAUUAAACUAGAUUAUAUAUGCACAUGUAUUUUGAUCGUUGAUUUAUAUGCAUAUACAUGUCACAUACAUGUAUGUACAGCACGUAACUUCACGCGACGCUUUUGCACGUGAAUUCGUAGAAAUCGGGCUGAAUACAUAUUGUAUGUAUGUAUGCAUGUACUGCCGGUAGUGAAAUUUGUUUGUAUCUUCUCUUCGAGGUUAUGAUAUUUGAAGAGCGCUGUAUUUACGAAAAACGAAAGAAUCGGUGAAUUUAAAAUGAAAUCUGAAUUUAAAAUUGAAAGAGCAUUAUUAAAUUGACAAAGUUCUAUUGCGUAAAAUAAUAUGAAGCUAGUAAAACCAAAUUGGGUUACACACGAUGGUUUUCCAAUAUUUUCUGUGGAUAUACAUCCAGAUGGAAAAAGAUUUGCCACUGGUGGUCAAGGUGGUGAUUCCGGAAGAGUUGUCAUAUGGAACAUGGAACCAGUAGUCAAUGAAGUUGCAGAAUUAGAUGAAAAUAUUCCAAAAAUGUUGUGUCAGUUAGAUAAUCAUCUUGCAUGUGUAAAUUGCGUUAGAUGGAGUAAUAAUGGAUUAUUAGCAUCAGGAGGAGUAGACAAACUCAUUAUGAUUUGGAGAUUGUCCGGUGGAGUAGGUGGCAGUUCCAUGUUUGGUGGAAAGUCCAGUGUAGAAACAUGGCGUUGCAUAGCUACUUUACGUUCUCAUGAAGCUGAUGUAUUGGAUCUCGCAUGGGCACCACAUAGUCCAUGGUUAGCUUCUGCCUCAGUAGACAAUAGCGUAAUAGUAUGGGAUGCUUCAAAAUUCCCAGCUAUUGUUGCCGUAUUGAAAGGUCAUAAAGGAUUUGUGAAAGGGAUCACUUGGGAUCCUGUAGGAAAAUAUUUAGCUUCUCAAUCUGAUGACAAAACAUUGCGUGUAUGGCGUACUACUGAUUGGACAGAAGCAGCACUGAUAUCCGAGCCAUUCGAUGAAUGUGGUGGAACUACUCAUGUCUUAAGACUUUCCUGGAGUCCUGAUGGUCAGUAUUUAGUGUCAGCUCAUGCCAUGAACGGCGGUGGUCCUACCGCGCAAAUAAUCGAAAGAGAUGGAUGGACCCAAGACAAAGAUUUUGUAGGGCAUAGAAAAGCUGUUACGUGCGUGAGAUUCAAUGGAAAUAUUUUACAAAAGAAGCAACCGGGCUCUUCCAAGCCGCAACAAUAUUGUUGCGUUGCUAUAGGAUCCCGCGAUCGUUCCCUGUCUGUAUGGUUAACUUCUUUAAAAAGGCCUUUAGUAGUGAUACACGAAUUGUUUACACAUUCAGUGUUAGAUGCUAGUUGGUCACCGUGCGGUCUACGUCUAGCCGCUUGUUCUUGGGAUGGAUCUGUUGUACUUAUCGAGUUUACUCAACAGGAAUUAGGUCAACCAUUAGAUCCUGCUGAACAAAGUAGUCUCCACGAACGUUUGUAUGGUAAACCUUUAGUUCAAGGCAGUUGUACGGUGAUGGAAGCGCCAGAACUUCUUAAUUUGAAGACAACAUCCUCACCAACGCAAACCACUCAAACAUUAACAAGUAUAAAUUCAGUGCAACCGCCGACUACUACUCCUACAACUCCCGCGAAAGGCCCCAUUAAUAAACAAAUUGAAACAAGGACGUCCGAUGGUAAAAGGCGGAUAACACCAAUGUUUAUACCACCACCAUCAGACACAAUGGACUCGUCGAGUGCUAGAUUGGGAACACCAACAUUUACGAGUCAAGUAAAAAGUUCGAUCGUCAUAGAAAAGCGAAACGAUGUCGUAGCACCUAACGUUACUACUUCAGUGAAUUCAAUCAACACUAAUAGUCCAACAGCUACAUUGACUCUGAAACGACGCGAACAGACUACACCAAAACUAAAUCACGCUGCACUUUCUAAGAAACCGAAAAUCACAUCCGAAAGAAAUGCAAAUCAAAUUUUACUUCCCCCUUUGAAGCCAUCUAGUUCGUUGUCUCAACAAGCUGGCCAUUAUGCUGUAACCGUGACCAAUAGUCAAGGUUUAGCUCAUUUACAAGUGUUCAAGGGUACAGAUUCUGAACCAACUUGGGAUUUAUAUUUAGGAUACAGUGCUGUAGCAUUAGCAGCCUCUCCAGCGGUUAUUGCGCUUGGUUUAGAAGAUGGGAGCCUUCAUACGUUUCAUCCUGCAAAAGGAUGCCGACCAGCACCUCCUCUAGCUCCACCUGCACCACUUGCAAAAGUCCAUGCAGUUGGGAAUGCGGUAAUGGUCAUUUCAAGUUGUGGAGCAGUUCGUGUAUGGGAAAUAGGAUACUCAUGUAGAAUGAUAGUUUCUACAUCUGCUGCACAUUUGGCAGUACCAGGCACCUCCUUAUUAUCUUGCACUUUAUAUAAUGGAAUGCCUCAUUUAGCUUUUACCAAUGCCAGAGCAUAUAUAUAUCAUAAAGAAAUGGGUACAUGGUUAUUAAUUGGCGACAGUCAAGAUCCUAUAUGGCGUUGGGCAUCAUUCAAUGCGUCUAGUACAUCUGGAAGUAGAGUUCCCAGAGGACCUCUUUCUUCUUUACAAGAAGGAUUAUUGAGAACAGCUGGAAACACUUUACCUAAUCCAAGAUUACCCCAUAGUGCACCCAGCGUAGUGUCCUAUUUGGAACAACAAAUGCUUGCUUCCAGAGCUCUUGGUAGCACACAGGAAUAUGUACAUUGGCUCAUUGCUCUAGUAUCCUUUCUAUUAACUCAAGAUGGAUUAGAAAAACGUUUGAGGUUAAUUUUAGACGAUCUUCUGGGUCCAAGUCACACGUCUGCCUCAAAAAGUAUAUGGGAUCCUUUGAUACUGGGAAUGAAGAAACAUAAACUCUUAGAAGAUGUAUUGUCCGUUGUCGGUGGACACCUUCGUUGGCAAAGGUUAUAUCUCGAAUAUACAGAACAGUUAACAGCAUUGAGGAAUCAAACAGUUUGAAAGGAAAUCGAAUAAAUGUCAAUUUCGAUA